Messenger RNA from Branchiostoma belcheri (Belcher's lancelet), 2222 nucleotides. RefSeq names its product hemicentin-1-like. Bases 127 to 1680 code for a protein of 517 amino acids. The transcript is spliced from 8 exons. The record is from RefSeq and is a predicted model, not a curated record. NCBI's taxonomy places the organism in Eukaryota, Metazoa, Chordata, Leptocardii, Amphioxiformes, Branchiostomatidae. Gene Ontology annotation, biological process: cell-cell adhesion. Gene Ontology annotation, molecular function: cell adhesion molecule binding. Gene Ontology annotation, cellular component: cell-cell junction.
CGGGCGGCCGACUACUUCUGGGAGAGGCGCGGAACGGAUUUUGUGGCGAACACGUUGUUGCGGUCAGACGCGGGUUGACUACAGCAGGUACAGAUCAGCAAGAUUUCACCGCAACCAGUCCUCACCAUGGCUCGGCUAGACUACAACACAUGGAUCGCACUGAGCGCCCUUCUACUGAUCAAAGGGUCAUCAGCUGAAUCCUCUGCAGGUAUCACACUUCCAAAGUCCAUCAGUACGCGGCUAGGAGAACCCGCCACCCUGUCAGCCACCUUCACAACGAACCGCCAGAUCAUCUCCAUCCUCUGGUACAAAGUCGACAAGAAGGAGGAGAUCCAGAAGCGCGAGCUGGUGUACUCCUACUACCCUCCCCUGGGCCGGCGGGAGGCGCACGGGCAGUACUCGGGGAGGACCCAGCUCGUGGGAAAGGCUUCGCUAAAGAUCAAUCCCACACGUCUGGAAGAUGAAGGGGUGUACGUGCUGUCUGUGAUGGCAGAGGGACUCGGUAACGAGGAGGGAUUCGUGCAGCUAUCCAUCUUGGUUCCCCCCACCGUCCAGGUCGGCCCGUCCGACCCUUACGUCACUUCCCUGGGACGGACGGCGUCUCUGACAUGCGCAGUGGGAGGAGCCAAGCCGAACAUCACCGCCCUCCACUGGGAGAAAGACGGCGAGAUCUUACAGACCGCACGGCUGGGCAACAAGUACAUGGGCGGGACCAUCCAGACGCCAUCUUUGUUGAUACGUCACAUGAGGAGGGCGGACGCCGGCAUGUACACAUGCGUGGCUGAUCACGUGGUCAGGGGUUCCAGAGCGAGUCUGACCUUGAAUGUACAGUACCCCGCCUCCAUCAUCAGUGUCUCCGAGUCCCUGACGGCCACGGUGUCAGACAGCGUCACUCUGCAGUGUGUGGCAGACGGCAACCCUCCUCCUAACAUCACGUGGUCGAAGAACGGGAUGCGCCUGCGCAGCCUGAAGACCCCGCUCUCAUUGGACGUCAUGGCGAGCACGCUGCUCCUGAAAAAAAUCCAAGUGAACGAUACGGGGAUGUAUCUGUGUGUGGCGGGAAACGGCAUCGGAGAGACGGACACAAAGUCCAUAUCACUGACAGUAAAGCAGUACAGAAUUGAUCAGGAGAUAGACUCGUCCAGGAUCGCUAUCAUCGUGGGCGGGACGGCUGGGGGCCUGUGGCUGGUGGUGUGCAUCGGGCUGGGUACGUACCUCCUCCGCCGCCGCCGGAAACAGAAGGAGAAGAAACAGUUCGCGUUCUAUUACAACAUGGCGUCCCAUAGGAAACCGGGGGUUGGGAACGAGAGCAGGAACGAGGAGGACAAGGAACCACCACCGUACAGCGCCAUGCCUGCUAAGCUACAGAACAAGGCGCCUAACAGGUUCGGUGGCAUCAACACCAUACGGAAGUCCAUAGGAAAGAAAGACAGACGUUACGCAUGCGCUCUGUACUCUUACCGGCCCCGCGAGGAGAACGAGCUGACCAUGGAGGUAGAUGACGUCAUCGAGGUGCUGGAGGGGGAAGAUGGCGGCUGGUGCCUGGGUUACCUGAGGGGCAGGAUAGGCCUGUUCCCCUCCAACUACGUCAAGUUCCUGUCUUCAAGCGAGGUUCUGGCGAUGAAGACUGGCCGCCAUGUUGAUGUCGCAGAGGCUUCUGGGACAAAGAGAAGUAUCUAACGGGACCACAGAUGAACAUGGAAAAGAAUCAUGAAAACUAUAGACUAGUCUUAGAAAAAAGCAUCUACUUGAUAAAAUGUUUCGAAGGUUUGAUGGCAAUAAGUCUAAAAAGGAUCACUUGUAUCAUAAAAUGUUGAGAAAUAACAGUACUCAUCAAUCUUUGUACCUGUUUAAUUGUUGAAAUGUACUAUCGAACAGAUAUUUAUAUUAGUAUUUAUGUUUAUUGUACAUGUAGUUUCGUUUCAAACGUAAAGUAUGAUAACGAUAAACAAGCAUCGGAGAUAGAUACCUUAGACAACUGAGACGCUGAAGGAGAAAACUGGUUAUUGUUCAAUACAAAUAUAUACAUAGUAUGUCACAAAAAAAGACAAUUUUUCCAUGCUUUCAGCAUCCGUACCCUACCCAAGCAGGCUCUGCCAAUGUAACUUUUCUACAAAUGUUUAGAGGCGCUCCUGCCGACAUUUGAAUGUAUUACAUUAUUUUGUCGUUCGCUGUUUGCUAUGAAACGUUUCUGUAUUUUGGUAGAAUACUUGUCUAUUCUC